CUGCACGGUGGGCGGGCGACAGGAGCGCCUGGCAUGUGGGGUCAGCGGCUCUUUGCUGGUCCGGCCGAGGCGGAAAGUGUGAGUUUUUCAGGACUUGUCCAAAUGGAUGAAGAUACACAUUACAAUAAAGUUGAAGAUGUUGUUGGAAGUCAUGUAGAAGAUGCAGUAACAUUUUGGGCCCAGAAUGUUAGUAGAAAUAAGGAUAUUGUGAAGAUCGGUUGCUCAUUAUCUGAAGUUUGUCCUCAUGCUAAUUCAGUUUUUGGGAAUCUUGAUCCAAAGAAGAUUUAUGGUGGAUUGUUUUCUGAAGAUAAGUGUUGGUACAGAUGCAAAGUGCUAAAAACCAUCAGUGAUGAUAAGUGUCUGGUGAGGUACAUUGACUAUGGAAAUACUGAAAUUCUAAACCGAUCCGAUAUAGUAGAAAUUCCUCUGGAGCUGCAAUUUUCUUGUAUUGCCAAGAAAUACAGACUUUGGGGACUACAGAUUCCUUCUGGCCAAGAAGUUACCCAGUUUGAUCAGGGGAGAACAUUUUUGGGAAGCUUGAUUUUUGAAAAGGAAAUAAAAAUGAGAAUUAAAGCAACCUAUCAAGAUGGAACAGUCAUUGCGCAGGCUGAGUAUGGCGCUGUGGACAUCGGGGAAGAAGUGGCAAAGAAAGGAUUUGCAGAAAAAUGCAGACUCAUCUCUGGCAUUGAUGUCUGUGAGGCAAAGAAACCAGAUCCCAGUCAGCUUGCUCUCAGAAGCCUCAAGAAUCCCAUCCCCUUGUGGGGGCGCAGAUCCAAUCAGUCAACCUUCAGCAGGCCAAAGGGGCAUUUUAAUGGGAGGCUGACACUUGAUGUGAAGUAUGAGAGUAAUGCAGGAAAUCACAUGACAUUUCCAAAGGAAAGUUUGGCUGCUGGUGAUUUUAAUUUAGGGUCUAAUGUCAGCUUGGCAAAAAUUAAACAGGACCAGAAACUUAUUGAAGAGAAUGAAAAGCUUAAGACAGAGAAAGAGGUUCUUCUAGAAAAUUACAAGGCAUUAGAAUUGAAAGUUGAACAAACUUCGCAAGAGCUUCAGCAAGAGAAAACAGUUACCAUGGAUCUGACUAAGCAUUUAGAAAGCACUCUGAAGACGUGUGUAGGAACCAGGCUGAAGAAUCUAGCAGCUAAAGUGGCACUAUUGAAAGAAAUUAGGUACUUCAAAGCAAACUUUAUGUUUUUCUUUCAGUUCUGGGAAAGUUUGGCUGCUGGUGAUUUUAAUUUAGGGUCUAAUGUCAGCUUGGCAAAAAUUAAACAGGACCAGAAACUUAUUGAAGAGAAUGAAAAGCUUAAGACAGAGAAAGAGGUUCUUCUAGAAAAUUACAAGGCAUUAGAAUUGAAAGUUGAACAAACUUCGCAAGAGCUUCAGGACUUAUCAACUUCUUUAGAAGCAGUGUAUGGAAAGGCCACAGAAGGGACUAAUUCUGAAGAAAUACUUAUAAAAUUUUGUGACUGGCAGUGUAGCAAAAGAGAAGAGUUCACCAGUAUUAGGAGUGAGACAGAGGCUUCUCUGCAGCAUCUUGUGGCAUGGUUCCAGAGCAGUCAGAAGGUUUUUGAUCUAUCUUUGGGUGAAUCACUACCUUCAGAAGACAUGAUUGGUAAUAUUGAUGAGAUUCUAGAGAAGACUGAGUCAUGUGUCUACAAAGAGCUGGAGAUAUCUCUCAUUGAGCAAGAUGUUGCAGACAAGGAGAUUAUUUUAAGUACAUACAGUCAAGUGCUGCAGAAGAUCUAUUCUGAGGAAAGGUUUAUUGCUACCUUGCUAUCCAAGUACAAGGACAGUGUUGAGUUUAAAAAUCAGAUCAUUGACUGUUUAAAUAAGACCCCCGGUGUGGAUUACUUGCUGUCCAUUAAGAAGACUUUGAAAGGCUUAAAAGCUCAACUGAGAUGGAAAUUGGUUGAGAAGAGUAAUUUGGAAGAAUCCGAUGACCAUGAUGAAACUGAAAUUGAGAAAAUAAAACAAGAAAUAACUCAGUUGCACAAUAGUAUCUUUCAGGAAAUUUAUCAUGAGAGGGAGGAAUAUGAGAAGCUGAAUAGCUUGACACAGAAAUGGUUCCCUGAACUGCCUCUGCUGUACCCUGAAGUCGGAUUACUUAAAUAUAUGAAUUCUGGUGGUCUUCUUACUAUGAGCUUAGAGCGAGACCUUCUUGACACUGAGCCCAUGAAGGAACUUAGCAGCAAGCGUCCUCUGGUGUCCUCUGUGGUUGAUGGGCAGUCAGUUCUCUUAAAGGGCUAUUCUGUGGAUGUUGACACAGAAGGCAGGGUGAUUCAGAGAGCAGCUUCCUAUCAUAGAGCUUGUGGAGAUGCUAAGGAAGAGUCUGGGUUACUGCCAUUGAUAUUCCUGUUUCUGUGUAAGUCUGAUCCUGUCGCCUACCUGAUGGUCCCAUAUUAUCCUAAGGCAAACCUGAGUGCAGUUCAAGCCAGCAUGCCUUUAACUUCAGAAGAAGCUUUAAAAGUCAUGAAAGGUGUUGCUCGAGGCCUACAUACAUUGCACAGUGCUAACAUAAUUCAUGGAUCACUUCAUCAGAACAAUGUAUUUGCCUUAAAUCGUGAACAAGGAAUUGUUGGAGAUUUUGACUUCACCAAAUCUGAGAGUCAGCGAGCCUCAGUGAACAUGAUGGUUGGUGGAUUGAGUUUGCUAUCACCUGAAUUGAAAAUUGGAAAACCUCCUUCUGAAAGUUCAGACUUAUAUGCUUAUGGCUGCCUUUUAUUGUGGCUUUCUGUUCAAAAUCAGGAGUUUGAGACAAAUGAAGAUGGAAUGCCAAAAGUGGAUCAGUUUCAUUUGGAUGAUAAUGUCAAAUCCCUCCUCUGUAGCUUGAUAUAUUCCAGAAGUUCAAUGACUGCUGAGAAAGUUUUGAAUGCUGAAUGUUUCUUGCUUCUAAAGGGGAAGUCAAUUCCAAACCCAGAAAAAGAGACUGAGUAUGCUCAGCAAAACAAAGAAGAUGAAUCAAAGAUGGAGAGCUUAGAUAGAUAAAGAAAGACAAGAAGUGGUGAAGCCAACCCUCGACUUGACAAAUUAGUCUUCUAUUGUUGCCAUACUUGUCCCUUUAAAAAUGUUCUGUUUCUUUGGUAUACAAAAAUGUGUGUAAAUGUUUUGGAAAUAGUUAAUUGCAUCUUUGUAUUUGGAUUGUAAAAAAUAAAAAUGUUUUGAUUAUGCA
Molecule: messenger RNA, 3166 nt
Organism: Mesocricetus auratus (golden hamster)
Lineage: Eukaryota; Metazoa; Chordata; Mammalia; Rodentia; Cricetidae
Gene: Stk31
Product: serine/threonine kinase 31
Biological process (GO): protein phosphorylation
Molecular function (GO): ATP binding; protein kinase activity
Source: RefSeq, a predicted model, not a curated record